This is a messenger RNA of Pelagomonas calceolata, 442 nucleotides long. NCBI's taxonomy places the organism in Eukaryota, Pelagophyceae, Pelagomonadales, Pelagomonadaceae. The record is from the annotation of a GenBank genome assembly.
GGCGACGCAACCCAAGCAAGCACGCUUUGUCGUCGCUACCUUGCAGCGAUCAGAAAGCAACGAUGCCGGUCGAGAAGACGGGCGCCCUCAAGGCGCUGGGCACGGUCGUGCACACGGCGUAUGAUGGGUACGUGACGGAGAGCACCUUCGCCGUCGACGCCUCAAAACCGCCGCUCUGCUGGCGGACGCAAGUCGCCGGCAAGGGCUUGUCCGGCGAGUGCAAGGGCGAGUCCUGCAUCAGCCUCGCGACGGCGAAGGGCCAGCUCGACGCGUACGCGAGCGGCACGGGCGUCUCGGGCGACUGCGCCGGCAUUUUGAAGGCGCUGACGGCGGCGGGCCUCGGCGACCCGGACGCCAUCCGCGAGGCCGAGCGCAAGGCCGAGCAGGCCGCGUACAUGGCGGCGGAGGACUACUAGGCGCGUGUGUAAAAAAGGCGCCGGUC